Messenger RNA from Pocillopora meandrina, 7963 nucleotides. NCBI's taxonomy places the organism in Eukaryota, Metazoa, Cnidaria, Anthozoa, Scleractinia, Pocilloporidae. The record is from the annotation of a GenBank genome assembly.
ACUGGGUGGACCAAAAGAAAAAAUUCAUUUUCAACUAUUUCCUUGCGCUGAAGCAAAAUGCAUAGUGCUCGCGAAAUAUGUUUCCUGGUCAUUUUUGGACACAUUUCAUUCUUCACGAGCGCCAAAAUGUCUCAUCAACAAACUAGUAGGCUCGAAAGGUUCUACUCUCUGAAUUGUAGCUGCACAGACAGAUCAGAGAGUUUGAAUGCACCGAACGGAUGGCGUCCCGAGCGGGAGUCAUAUUUGCCGGUGAGUUAUCGGUUUUUCAUAGAUAGGGAACCAUUACAAAGCGGAGUUGAAGUCAAAGCAAAUUUUUAAAAUACAUCUCUUUAGAGACACGCAGAUGUCAGAUGUCUUAUUAGCCAACUUCGACAUCGAAGAUACACGUAUUUUUUGCUCAGUCCUACAGAUAGAUUUACUGAUCAUAUCAAUAUUCCGCUCUAUUGAUGAAAAUUUUCCGUGUGUAAGUAUUUUGCAUCAGUGAAAGACAUGAAAACGAAUUGAAGCAGCUCAGCUUGGGUAAAAUUUAUACGACUCAAACUGGCUCGUUGACCUUGCUUCGUUCCCUGUUGUUUCGACCAGCUAGGACAAAUACCUGUGAAGUUUGCAAACGAGUUUGCUAUAUAAAGGGGACAGAAAAGCAAAACAUCAUAGGAAUAAUAUGAGCGAAAUACGGACAAAACUCAAAAAAGCGUCAUGUUCAUUCAAAUAUUAUUCAAUUCAUAAAAAUGGCUUUUGCUGGUAAAAACAUCUUCUGUGUUGAUGUCUUAAGCAGAUCACGUGCGUGACAUAUCAGUAUUCUUUGCGGAGAAAGAUUCCGUAACUAGAGGCCCGUUUUUGUGCUCAUCAGGCGAAAAAAUUCCGCGAAGUGGACUUUUUUCCAUACAGGAGUAACUUAAAACUACUUGAAAACAUCUACUCAUAGCGUUUUCAAGCACGGUAACUUUUUGCUCAGUGAUAGAGGAAGAAUGGUCACGAAUUGCCUGCGCGUGAUUUGGCAGACAUAUCUCUUUCACGUGAGAGCAAGAACGCGAAAAUAGGAAGGGGUUGAAACCAGUAAAGGUGGCAUUAGAGCAGUGUUCGGCGAGAUUUUCGCAUUUUUUUUUUUACUUUGAACCCCUAGAUUGGAUUUGAAGCGAACGAAAUGUCUAGUCGUGAGGAUUUCCAAUUUUACUUGGCAGGAGACCGGAAGUAAGGAAAGGCGGUAGCGUUACUUGUCUUUUAUUUCAUAUCAAAGGAAGCUCAGUAUUUUAAUACCGGAUGUACUUAAUAUGUUUGUACUCUUCUGAAAUCUCCUCUGCAAAAAGAAAAAUAAAUAAAAAAUAUGUCUACAUCAAAAUGGAAAGAAAAAAGUUAUACCCGUUCAAAGAGUGGCAAUUAUGACAGGUACUAAAAACUAUUUGACAGCAACCUGCCGCACCUAAUCCUCCCUAUUAGAUCAUCAACCUUUAGGCUUUCGUCAGUUAUUACAGUGUUUUAGCCUUUUAGCUAAAAAUUGAUUUAAAUUUUGAUUCUGUUGCAAAACUUGUGUCCAGCUUCCCACCCCCUUCUCGCUUGAAAGGAAAAUCCAGUAACAGUUCGAGUGAGUUUUAUUUUCCAUUUUUCAGACGAGUGUGGGCAAGCGCAGCCUAUAUGACAGUCACGCGGACGGCGCAUGGCAGCCUUCAUUGAUAUCUUUUAAUUAUAUUUUUCGGUCAUUUCCCUUUCCCACCUCAAAAGCUAAAAGGGAAAUACAUCUUUUCUUUUGGACUAUUAAGUCAGCCCCGUCAGUAAGUCCCUUCGAAAUUUUUUUACUAAUGUCUAAACUUCUUCCUUGUUCAUGUAACAAGCUCUUCAUUGUUGGACAAAUUAUCCUUGUCCGAAACAUAGGAAAUGCAUAGAAAAAAUUAUGGAGAAUAUCCCUUGUGGAGAAAAGAUGUAAAGGGCGAUUGGCUCUCUCCAUUCAAGAGGAAAAGGAUGGGCCCAUCAUGCCCGCUUAGGAAUAUUCGCUUUUUUCCUUUGAGAAUAUAUUGCUUUAGGUAAAUAUAUAAAAAUCAUAUAUGUGAACUGCGGUUGAAGAAACGAAUAUGGAAGCGAUCCCCGCGUCCGUGGGACUGCAGACCGCUAAGAGUCACGUGACCAGACUCUAGCAGUCACGUUCGCCGUUGCGGUCCACGUUUUAAUUUCGGGCACGGCAGUUUUAGGCAAGUCAACUCUCUCGGCACUUUUCUUCGUCCUUUUCGAAAGGUCUAACGAAUGUCAUGUAAAUAUAUGUGAGAUGAGUUCUUUGUUUUCUAGCCGAUCCUUUUGGGACGCUAAAGAACCAAUUUUUAGCCUCAUUUAGUGUAUAAAAUGAAGGACUUCCAUCCUGACUGUAACUCAAGAUGGCGGUGCACAUAUUGAGUGUCAUUAGGUGAAAGUAGGUUUCGAUCCAAAGGGCUGAAAAUCUCGAAACUUCUACCUUCUAACCUCAAACAGCUUAUGGCGUGGUUUUAGAUUUGCGGUGAACACACCAAACGUGGAUCUAAAACUCUCUAACGUAAUUUUAGGCGGACCCCUUUAAAUGUAGUCGUCGUUGUACCCGUUCAGGGUGCUUACGCAAUCUCCAUCCAUUCCCAAAAAAGCAAAUUUUAACCGAGAAAUUUCGGGAUUAAUUCUCGUGCGCGGGGAACAAGGGCAACACUUGACCCAACACUGUGACGUGAUUGUGUUUAAAAAAAAAACCAGUUUUCAUCCGUUCGCCCGCAGACAACAAAACAGCGUUUUUAAAUAUCUUCACUCUGGAGAAUGUUUUUGAAAUGAUGCGUUUUCAUUGACUGAUUUCACCGGAUACAUUUGGACAGAAGGCCAAAUCGGAGAAAAUAAUUUCUGCUUUCAAACGCGAACGUAUACGUGUAGAGGGGGCCUCUAUACUGUAGCUCCGAACACUCACUUGAGUCAAUGGCAACCUUACCACAGGAUCAAACGUACGUAAAAUUUAACUCUACUGCACAAGAAUCUACACCAGACGCUUUCAAAGUUCACGCUAAGAUAUCACUCGACGUAUCCCUUUUACAAUAGGAAUUAAGUUGGGAUUUCUCUAUUUCAUUGCGAAGCCACUCGCAUCAGAUCCAAACGAUUCCAAAGAACGGAAGCUGAAUAGGGAUCUUGCUUACUUUACAACUACAGAGCAGAAAACAACAUUCGGUCAAAAUUAAAAUAUCCUACAUAAUUUGAGACUUUCUGAGAGUAAUUGAAACAAGGCCAUACCAAUAUUAGUGCGAUUUCCAUAAAAACCGAAGUAUAGAGUUGCUGAUUCGAAAAAAAAGAGGUCUGUAUUGACCUCAGAUGACCUUUAAGACUGACUUCCCCUUUUCUCAAAUAAUUCUUAUCAAGCUGUUGUCCUACUGUUCAUACUCGUGCAGCUCAGAAUUUGGCUGUUUACUGUUCUUCAAUAAUCGCACGAUGAAAAUUGAUUCAAAAUUCUCCUAACAGUUAUUUAGCUAGUUGGGUUCUUUAUUUAUUGGGUGCUUGUAGUUAACGCACUUAGACAAAGGAUAGAUGCUCUAAAAGAUCAAACACUCUAGAAAAAUUCGUAACUGAUUGUUUAUUUAAACACGAGCUGCGACUGCUAUAAAUUUGAUCUUAAGGCAAAGCAAAAGCUAAAAUAACUUAUGAUCUCUCCGUUACUGGAGUUAAUUUGAGAAAAAAAGAUAAUUUCUGCACAACUUAACAAUAGAAGUUCAUGGAAUGCUAUUGAUAAUAGGGAUCAGAUAAUGAAUAAAGGUUCAUUACAAAUUCAUAUCACACAAAGGUAACCUUUUUUUCGAUCCCAUGUCUUGAAAGCAAAACUCAAGCCACCAGAAACAUCAUUUAGAACAAAGGAUAACAUAACUAAGAGCUAAAGAGAAUUAUAAGUAAAAUAGAAGAAAGAACCCUAGAGCGCGGGAAACGUGGAUGCCCAAGACGCAAUUGGCUUUAUUUUUGCAUUUAAUUGGUGGAAAAAAGUGACACGAGUUCUCGAGAACUUACUGAAGCAAUGAAUGCACCCCUACAUUACUUUUGCUUCAAUCAAAACUGAUCUUAGUAUGCUAGCUGAUUUGUUUUUAUGAAUUUUUAGAUUCAAUCUGCUGCUAGUUCGAGCUCCGCAGACAUACGGCUUGUGGAAGACCUAAUGAGUAAGUCCUAUUUUGCAUGAUCAAUACAUGAAUUUCUUUAUUUCUUUAUCUGAUUGACCUUCGUGACUUAUUUCUCUGUUACUCGAUUUACUUAUUUCUUCAUUAUAUCCUUUUGUUUGUUUAUCGUCCUUCUGUCGAUUUGGUGAAAUUUAAACUCACUGCUGAACAAACUGUGAUGGAACUGAACCCAAUGAAUAUGCUGGUAGCUCAGAAAUUGAAAUCGCUGAGAUCCGGGAAAACUAGACUUUUAUCUCCCUUAGUGAUAUAGCCCUUCAAGUCAUUUAUGGUACUCUCAAGCCAAACGAUAAUUUCUCCAGGGCAAUUUCUUUUAAGUUUUGAGCAAAGAUGUACCAAUUGCUAAAUCUGAAGGUUUCUGCCGCAGUUUCAUCGCAGAUCUAGGGGUGUACACCAGCAAUCAAAAGGUUUGAAGGUUAAAGUUGUAUCAUCUACAUUUCUAGUGGAUGGAAACAUUGUCGGAAUGAUGCAUUUGGAUGUAAGGCAAGUCAACACGGAUUUUCAGAACCCGCUUAGAAUAAGUAUUGAAUCGGAGGCCGGAAUUGUAUCAGGCCACUUUUUCAACUUCUACGACCAUAAGCCAACUUUUAAACUGGACACCAAUGACCAGAAAUCAAUUUCACUCUCUGGUGGGUCGUUGACAGCGCCAUACGUCAUGGAUCAAUUUCAUUUCCAUGUCUACUGCACAAGGGCGGAGGCUGAGCUCAGUACGCUCGAUCGGGUACAAGUACCUGGCGAGGUAAACGAAAACAUUUCAACCAGUUUGUUCCAAACCUCUGAGAGGUCGUAAGCAUUUUUAACAGGCAUAUAUUCCUGCUCUGUAUCAUUUAUUUGCAGUUACACCUAGUGUUCUUCCGAGAGAAAUAUCAGUCUUAUAACAAGGCUAUGCACAAAUUUGAAGAUGGGCUUGCCGUCAUUUCAAUUUAUUUGGAGGUCAGUAGUAUUUUUCUUAAAAUGAUUUCUGUAUUCCUCGUUAGACUGUGAUCUCAAAAGACUGUUGGCUCAUUCAAGAUGAACUACGUCCGUAAAAUAUUCUGAGUUUUCCUUUGGAAACAUUUACAGUAACUUGCCAAAAUAAAACAUGAAUUAUCUUAACUCCGAAUGGAACUUAAGUUGUUGAGAACUUCUUCCUCCUUCUCCAUUCCCCCCCCUCCCCACACCCAGACACCAAAGUUAGUCGCUCAGAAUAAAGGCGCUUCUUUAUGCUUCUUCAUUUUCGCUCCACGGAGCGAAAACAGCAAAAUUAUGUGUUUACGAACAUGAGCUCUUGGUGCAAGUUAAAAGCAAAGCCUUUAGGGGAGAUUUUCAAAAUUCUUAUAAACGAUAAUUUUCCAAUUUCCCAGAAGUGAGUGCAACUUAAGAAUUGUCUUAUAGGUCCUGAAUGGUUUUUUUUUUGGGAACAACUUCUUUUACCUGAUUACCUCAAACCAACGGUAAGCGCCCUUAAAUCUUAGAGAAAAACCAACAGUGACAAGCUUUCUUAGAGGUCAUGGAAAACGUAAAGGAUUCUAUCGAUUUCCGUUGAUUCUAAAUCAAGAAUGAGUGUGUGUAGGAACUCGUUUCUAACUUCAACUCUUCAUUUCAACUGGCUUUGUAGGUCGGAGAGGGCUUCAACACCACACACAGCGAUCAGAUAGCACACUUCUUAUCUCAUGUGGAUUACAUUUCACAAAAUGAAAGUAAGAAUUGUUCUGAAAAAGUCAUUGUUGGAAACCAUAGCCUAACGUUUGAGAAUUCCACUUUCCACUGCCCUCACCCUGUAACGAAGGUGUUCAUACGUAUAACACUAUACUUAAGCGAGAGCGAGAGCCUGGGCAUGUGCUUGUUCGAUAUUUAUGACCAAACUAGACGUUUAGUUAAGAAUACGUUUUUCCUCCUCGUUAGAUCACACGGUGCCAACAACUGCGUCGGUCAAACAGUUAGCGGCCCCUGUUUUAAAGAAGCAUGGACAGUACGAUGCGUACCGAGGAAACUUAGUGGAACCUAUCCAAUGCAGUGAUUGUGUGGACGUUCUCGUGAUGAAAGAACGAUUUAAAUUGUCCGUUAAACAGGUAAAAUACCGGUUAGACAGCAACUUUUAAACGCCUAUUUGCUGUGACUGAAUUAUUAUUGGUAGCUGCGUAGCUCACGGCUACGAGCGUUCGAUGAAAGCAAAAGGAGCGAGGGUACGAGUAGUAGAGCUCCCUUAAAAACCUUCAGCUCUUUCGGUCCCUUCGAAGUUCAAAGCUAUGGAGCGCACAAAUUACUGCAAAGGCUGCUGGGAUGCCGGCGUCUAGAUAUUGUUGUAGAUGCCUCCUUGUUACUUUUUUCUAAAAACUUACUAAUGGAACAGUGUUCUCUUAUUUUCUACUAGCCUAAGGCAGGAAUGCUGGAAUUCUUUUACAAUUAUAAGAUCAUUCUUUCUCAAUAAGUCAUUUUUUCUGUUGUCUAAAAUAUUCUCCAUAACCAAUGAUUCCACGAUACACUCAACGUUUAUUCCUAACUGUAGGGUACGAAAGGGAGAGGUCUAGAAACAUCAGAACUAUUCAUGAACAAUAAAAAGGCAAGCUUUGAUUUCCACUGAGAAAAGAUAUAUGAAAGCAUCUCUGAGAGAAAUACGUAGGGAAGGGAACGAAAUGUAAACGUUUUCGUGAGAACGACGGUAAACGGGUACCGUAAGCCGUUAGAGUUUAGCACACUCUAACAUAGUUUGAUCUUUCACUCGUUUUUAUUCCAGUGCUCUUUUCUUCUUCUUUUCUUGACCAGUUGACUGAAUUCAGGAAGGCACCACACUGUAAGGAAAAUGACUGGGGGUUUUAAGAUCUGGUAAGUCGAGAAACUAUGAUACAUGAAUGAAGUAACGUUUAGAGCUGGUACACCUACUUCUUGACCAUAACCCAGCCUAAAAUAUUUAACUUGAAGGAUACAUUACCCGUAUACAACACUCUGACUCGUGUACUGUAAGUUGCAAAAGCAAAUCCAAAGUGAUCAUAAUGGACGCCAGACAGAACAAGUCGCGAUGUGUUACAGCUUUGCGACAAAUCCAGUGAAGAAGCCUUUGCGGAAAACGCCUUCAUCAAGUUUUGGAAAUUCUAAUCUAACAUUACAGUGUGGGUAGGGGUUAGGGGAAAGGGAACAGAUUAAAAUUUUUCUUUGAUGUCAUCUGAAUAUUUUUUUUUUUAAUUCGCUGAAUCGUUUUCUUCUAUUCUUAACGCAGUUUAAGAGUACCUUUCGAAUCCAGCUGCUGGAAUUUUUUUAACACUGAACGACUGGACCACCAGGUGGUGGAAACACUGAAAGAAUAAACCAAUACCAAAAACAAAAAACCAAAAAAGGAGACCAUUGAAAUGCCACAGCUGAAGUAAACGACACUUCUAACCCUGGAGCUGAGCUGGAACAAAUUAACAUUACCUUUCUGGAUGCUUGUGAAAAUCAUUCGUGCGUUUUCGUGCGAUCAGGUUUUUUUUCAUUUUGCGCCAAACUUAUAGCUAGCAAUCCAGAUCCUCUUGAAAAAAAAUAGUACUAACCUUGAUUUUUUUUAUGCAGUUUAAGUCGAGUUUUGAAUUUUCCGACCCUUAAUUUAAAACUCGAGCUAUGAGGGAAGCCUCCGACAAAGUUAGAACAUUGUUUAUCAUUCAUAUUCCUGCGGAGAAAAUUGUCCGUCGAGUCGUGAGUCUGAAAUCUUUGAAAAUAUGGCAUAUUGCCACUUCACCUCCAUUGUUUAUUUUUUAACAAAAGUAACAUAACUAAUUGGUAGAAUGGCUAAGUAUUGAGUGUGACCAUAAGAGGAGAGGUUGAAUGUAGAAUUUUGCUUAUGUAAUUAAAAAGGUGGG